GGCUUAGCGUACUUUGGGGAACGUGAACGAUGCGUUUCACAUCCUAGGCUCUACUCCAACAUUGGAUUGUUGACAGACCCGUAGAAGAAAUCGACCAUGAUCAUUUAGCGCUCCAAGCCGACAACAGCAGGAGAAGGGGAGUACCUCCCUGCGUACCACACAUCAUGCCUUCCGUCGUCGAGCCCAGAGAUGAGCUAUGGAUGGCCAUCAAGCAGAUGGCGCAGUCCUCAUCGGACUCGGAUUACAUCGAGCAGCUAGUACCCUUGAUGAAGGAUCCACGGUACUCGCACCAACUCCAACAGGCCUUUGCCUACUUCGCGGAAGACCGCAACAAGGAAAUCCAAAGGAUAUGCAGUGCUACUCACCAGGAGUUCACGAACUCAGUAACCUCCUUACUGGAGGUCCGGAAUGAUUCCGCCGCUAUGACUGCCGAGAUCCUGCAGGUCAACCAGUCCAUUCAGGAGAGCAUUCGGAGAAUGGCCGAGCAGAAGAAAGCGCUGGUGGACUCGCGCAGUGUACGGCAAAAUAUUGCUGAGGCGAAUCAGGCUCUGAAUGCCUGUCUCAAUGUGCUUAGGCUCGCCAACCAGGUCGUUGAUCUGUUGAAGGAAAAAAAUCACUACGGGGCACUGCGCGCAUUGGAUGAGCUGCAAACGAUCCACUUGAAAGAGAUAAGCCGCUACAAGAUUGCCGAAAUGAUCGAAAAGUCUGUCCCAAUGACGCAGAAAAUGAUCGGUGACGCGGUUAUGGCUGAUUUGAAUACCUGGUUGUUCCGGAUCCGGGAGUCUUCGCAGUUCCUGGGCGAGAUCGCCUUCUACUAUACCGAUGUACGACGUGGAAGGAACCAAGCACGAGCUGAGGCAGAUGAGCGAUUUGCGAAGUUCAAGCUCAACUCGGCCAUCGAGCUUGUUGCCGAUGAGACGGACGAGUUUGAUAUCCUAAACAACGAGGAGACCAACCUGGAGAUCGAGUUCACACCUCUAUUUGAAGCAAUGCAUAUACAUGAGACCUUGGGCAAAAGCGACCAGUUCAGAGCCACAUAUGCAGCCACUCGGAGAGAACAAAAAGAUUUGCUGCUACCACAGAGCCUGGAUCUUCUUGACCCUGAGUGUGGGGAUUUAAGUAGCUUAUUGGAGAGUAUUGCGGGCUUUGCCAUUAUUGAGAAGGCCACGAUGGCGAAGACUGAGAAUUUCCGCCAACCUGCAGAUGUCGACGAAUUGUGGGAGUCAAUGUGUCAAAGUGGCAUAACACUGAUCACGAAUGCCUUGCCUAGUGUAUCCAACGAUGAACUCCUACUGAAAAUCAAAGGACGUAUCGUCUUGUUCAUGCUAACCAUGGAGAAAUGGGGCUAUUCGGUGACAGCGAUGAACAAGCUGCUCGUUACUCUCUUCGAGAAGUACUCCGAACUACUCAAACAGCGCUUCAGCGAAGACUUCCUGGAGAUCGUUUCUACAGACGAUUAUAUGCCAAUGCCCAUUACCAGCAUGGAGGAUUACGAUAAAGUGGUCUCUGUUAGCUGGUACAAUCCGGCAAAGCCGCGCGAAGAGCUCAAAUUCCCGCUCGCGCUUCCUUUCUCACAGAUGUAUCCCUUGUGUUGCAUCGACAUACGCAAUUUCCUCAACCAGAUCUACCUGUUUUCAGAUGACUACUUCCAGCGCACGGCGAUCAUCGAUGAGACCCUCCGAAACUCUCUUGACGAACUCCUGUGUGACAAAGUGUGCAAGUCCUUGGUGGAGCGUCUAGCAUCCCAGUACCCGGGCCAGAUCGUACAGAUUCUGACCAACCUGGAGCACUUUGAGGUCGCUUGUGCGGAGCUCCAAGAGCUUCUCUUCAACGCACGGACUUCGCCUUCUGUAACAGGGCCGGUAGUUCUUCAGGCCACUGAGGACUUCAAGAAUGCAAAGAAAUCAGCGUCUGACCGCAUCUUUGAGCUCGUCAAUUCGAAGAUUGAUGAUUUGAUCGAGACGGCGGAGUACGAUUGGAUGGCCACGAAGCCAAACACUGAAGCCAGCAACUAUAUGCAAGAACUGACCCGGUACCUCCACAACAUCAUGAGCUCUGUGCUCUUAGCUCUACCAACAGAAAUCAAAGAGUUCAUCUACUUCGACGCACUCAGCCAUGCAUCGACGGCGAUACUGAACCUCAUGCUCGACGACUCCGUAAAGCGUAUCACACCGGCGGCAGUCGCUAACCUCGCCACCGACACCGCCUUCCUCUCCUCCUUCGUCUCCCGCCUCAACAACCCUAUCCUAAUGGAAAAUCUCGACGAGUUACUCCAGACGGUCGCGCUCAUGGGCACGGAGAACACGGAUGAGUUCUUUGAUGUCGCCCAACGCAAUAAGAAGUACGGGAAGGUGGAUAAUAUGAAGGGAGCGAUUUUGAUUGAGAAGGUGACUGAGGGUGCGGCGGUGGCGGCGCAGACUCCGGCGAAACCAGCUGUUAGCGAUAAUCGGUUCGGAACAUUGGGGUCCAGAUUCGGUAUUCGGUAAAUAGUAACGUCUUGGAGGGAGUAAGCUUGAAACUUAUUUGGUUGAAAAACCAGGGAUAAGAGAUGGGUGUAUGGUGUGCCAAAGCUAGGCGUUUGGAGUUAUAUGCCACUACAUAAGCGGUCGGCGGUAGCUAGUUUGGUUAUAUGGACUGCAUGCAUGUAGAUGCAGUGAUGUGACCAUGGGCUUGGUUCGCUGGGCUUUCCUGCCUUUCAGGGAACCUCUAUCUUAUACUGUCAUCUGUUUCCGAUGCCUUCAAUAAGCUCUCUGAUGUCAUAUCGACUCGUCCUAUUUCCUAUACUAAGUUCCGUACGCUUAACUCUUUU
Westerdykella ornata is the source of this 2809-nucleotide messenger RNA. Its product is annotated as exocyst complex subunit Sec15-like protein. Gene Ontology annotation, biological process: exocytosis; intracellular protein transport; Golgi to plasma membrane transport. Gene Ontology annotation, cellular component: membrane; exocyst. Bases 165 to 2486 code for a protein of 773 amino acids. The transcript has 8 exons. The record is from RefSeq and is a predicted model, not a curated record. Lineage: Eukaryota; Fungi; Ascomycota; Dothideomycetes; Pleosporales; Sporormiaceae.